UGUGUGUGUGUGCACGGGGAGAGAACAAGUCGGAACACUUCAGAUCUCGUCAGAUGGGAGCAGCUCCACAUUUGUCUAUGCUGGUGUGAAAUGUGACGAACAGUCUGCGCUCAAAGUCUUUGUCAUAUUAAUACAGGCGCGUUCAUGUAGCUCCAAACAGCAGGAUUACAAAGCGUUUUUAUUAUAAGAAGAUGAAGCCAUAAAUUCAGUGCGUCGCGAGGUGGAAGCUGAUUUUUACUUCAACGAUUCCUGUCGAGAUGGAAAGUGCCAACACUCCCUGAAGACGAGAUGGGAAAAUGGGAGUUAACUAUGAACCCAGUGCAGGAAUGGGGUGAGGAGGUCGAGGAUGGUGCAGUUUAUGGAGUCACGCUGCGUCGGGAGCCCGUCCCCUUCUCCCCCGACCCCAGUGAGAACAGUCCAUGCUGCGCUUUUGUGCAGUACCGAACCUGCAAGGUGCGGCGUCUGAAGGCUGCAACCCUGGACCUUCUUGUGAAUCACCUCCUGGACCCCGGCUGCCAGGAGCAGGACUACGGCAGGAUCUUCCUCUCCACGUACAGGACCUUCACCGGCACCUCAGAGCUCAUAGAGCUGCUCUUCCAGAGAGACAAUGCUGCGUCAGAUCUGGACAACAGUGAAUGCUACAGGAGCCCUCUGCUGGCCUUUGUCCAGACAUGGUUGGAUGAUUACAGCGAGGACUUCAGGGAUCCUCCCCUGCACCCGGCACUCAGGCAGCUGUUGGAUCACCUGAGGAUCAGCUCCGCAGUUCACGACAACAUGCGCAGCCAGCCGAACUUUAGCUCGCUGGCUUCACAAGCUGAGGCACUGCUCAUGAGGUUACAGAAAGAAGGAGCUGAGACAAUUGUCAGUCCUGCCAGGGCAGAUCUGGAGCAUGACGAGGAGGCUUCUGGUGACGAGGAUUCAGGAUGUGAAAACUCUCUGGAUGUAGGCAGCAUCAUGGAUUUCUCCGUCUCAGCCAUUGCAGAACAGCUCACCCGAAUGGACUCUGCUCUGUUUGUCAAAGUGGUGCCGUACCAGUGCCUGGGCUGUAUGUGGUCGCAAAGAGACAAGAAGGAAAACAUGUCUCCCACCAUCCGGGCCACCAUCGCGCAAUUCAACGCCAUCACCAACCAGGUCAUCAUGUCCCUGCUCUGCCAGCCGACAGACGCCACCUCUAGUCCCACUUCCUCCCGCUGGCCUCUCACUACGCCAGCUCAGAGGGCUCGCAUCAUAGAGAAGUGGAUCAGAGUAGCUCAGGAUUGUCGUCGGUUAAAGAACUUCUCGUCUCUGAAGGCGAUCCUGUCGGCCCUUCAGUCCAACGCAGUCUACAGGCUGAGAAAGACCUGGGCUGCUGUCAGCAGGGACAGCAUGGCCACGUUUGAUAACCUCUGGGAAACCUUCCCCGAUGAGAACUGUGUCCUGACCAACAGAGAGCUGCUGGUGGAGGACGGAGGACAAGCUGCGACUGUGGAUAACAUUUCUCCAAAGAUAUCCAAGCGGUGUCCGAUCUCCAGACAGAUGAGCACCUCCAGUGGAGUGGUUCCCUACCUUGGCACCUACCUGACCGUCCUCACCAUGCUGGACACUGCUCUGCCAGACACUGUGGAGGGUGGGCUCAUAAACUUUGAGAAGAGGAGGAGGGAGUUUGAGGUUUUGUCACAGAUCCGUGUGCUGCAGGUGUCCUGCUCCCAGUACAACCUGCCUCAUCAUCCCAGAAUCUCCGCCUGGCUGCAGGGACACAAGCUGCUCACCGACCAGGAGAGCUACGAUCUGUCGAGACAGCUGGAGCCUCCGGUGGACUUGUGUUCGCUGACUCCGUGGAGCCACCGCACGCUCACAAAGAAACUCUCCUCUCUCCUGACAGUGGCUGAGGGAUCUAAAAAAGUUCCCGCUGACCAGAUCAGCGUCUCCUCCUCUGGAUCCAGUGGAUCUGAGCUGGAGGAUCUGUCCUCCCCGAACUCAGCCUGCUCCAUCAGACUGCAGUCUUUUCACAGCUCUUGCAACAACGUGUCCGAGGCCUUCUCUUCCUGCUCGUCCUCCUCGUCCUCAUCCUCCCCCUGCUCCACCGUGUCUUCCUCUCCAGACUCGCCCACUCCUUCCAGCUCCUCCGACUGCCGGACGGAUCUCUGCUCCUCAGCUGCAUCCUGUGGCGGCGCUCCGAAGCCCACUCUGGCCUCCAUACACAAGCGCUCCGUGUCCAUGACCUCGCUGCCGCAGUACAACCGUCAGGUGGCUGACUCCUGUAUAGUGAGGGUGAGCGUGGACCUGGGACACAACAACGGCAACAUGUACAAAAGCAUCCUGUUGACCAGCCAGGACAAAACUGCCCAGGUGAUCCAAAGGGCGCUGGAGAAGCAUCACCUCGAGCACAUGAACUGGCAGGACUUCUCUCUGACACAGGUCAUCUCCCAGGACAGAGAGUUGCACAUACCGGACAAAGCCAACGUCUUCUACGCUAUGUCCACAACGGCAAACUUUGACUUUGUUUUGCGGCACUUUGCCAAAGGCCAGAAGAAGCCGCUGAAGGCCACGAUGAGUCUGGGACGAUACACAAAGUAGAGCCAAGUCUUGCACCUGGAAGAUGAACUAGACUCCUUAAUAGUUGUUUUAUAAGACAAGUAUGUUCUCCACGAUGGUCCAUCAUUUUUCGGGAUACCAAAGAGGUUUUUAUGGAACUGUAGGACCCCAGAAAGACUAAGGGCACUUUCAUGUGUUUCAAAUGGGGAUCCUUGAAUAAACAAGAUGAUGCAAAAGCACUUUAUGAAGAAGAAAGCUCACCUCAAAGAAACAUCUGGAUCAGACAGGCUUUCAUUUCCUGCUGGAAUAAACUUGGGACAAAUCCUAAAGACAGGAAAAAAGGAACUCAUUCCUCAACUUUCUCUCUGAGAUGUGUUCGUCACAUGGUUUUAUCCAACCCAGUCUCCGGAAAAAAAUGUCAGCAUUGUUCGUUUCUGCAAACCACGGAAAUGUUACAUUUUUACGUUUCAUAUAUGUCAGCGUUUCGAAAAUGACGUCUUAUGUUAGCUGACUUUGUCAUCGAGAGGUGGAGGGGAGGGUGAAGAUGCCUGCCUGGCUGCCAGUCUCUGCAGACGACUCUUGAGACGAACAAACUACAAAACCAGUUGUUUAUAGUGAGUCAUUACUGCAUUUUCAGAGGCUUUUUAGCACCAAACAUGGGUGUUUUUUUAAUGUUUUGUCACUGCGUUUCCUGACGGGAUAGUGCCACAAAAAGCGGUUAGUUUUUACCAAGACAUUACUGCCAGGAUAGUGCCAUGAGAAGUGGCUGUUUUUUACGAAGAUGUCACUGCGUACCCUGCCAGGAUAGUGCCAAGAACAGCACUUGUUUUUUACCAAGACUUCGCUGCAUUAUCUGCCAGGAUAGUGCCACUAAAAGCAGUUGUUUUUCACUAAGACAUCGCAGCGCUUCCUGAUGGAUAGUGCCAUGAAAAGCGAGUCUUUUUUUACCAAGAUGUCACUAUGUUUCCUGCCAGGAUAAUGCCAUGAAAAGUGGUUGAUUUUUACCAAGACAUCGUUGCAUUUCCUGCCGGGAUUGCUGCUUAAAAAGCGGCUGUUUUAUAUCAAGAUAUAGCCGCAUGUCCUGCCAAGAUAGUGCCAUGAGAAGCGGUUGAUUUUUACGAAGAUGUCACGACGCUUCGUGCCAAUAUAGUGCCACGAAGAGUGGUUGUUGGUUUUUACCAUGACAUCACUGCUUUUUCUUCAGUCAUAGUGGCCUGAAAAGCAUGUUUUACACCUGAGACAUCGCUGUGUUUCCAGCCAGGAUACAGCCAUCUUUCCCUGCUAGAAAUUUUAAGCCAUAACAUGUUUUUUCCAAACCAUAACCAAGUGGUUUUACUGCCUAAACCUAACCAUGUUGUGAAACGUAAAGUUUUAAGAUAUGUUCAGUAAAGUUCCUGACGUAUCCGUGGUUUGCAGAAAAGUACAAUGGCAACAUUUCUUCUGGGCGACUGGGUUGAAUAAGUUCAUGGAUGCAAAUACUGGUUGAUUUUCACUCUGAGCUGUUCGAUGUCAACACGCCACAUCAGUGAACUAUUUAUACAUGAACAUUUAGAAAAGCCCGACCAUCUCCCUGCACAGCUGGGCGCCAUUAAUAACCCGUCUGUUAAAAGGGAAUGGGGGUCAGAUGCUGUGUGAAGGUCGCACAGUUGAUAAUGAACUCCCGGGGCUCCUCAGCAGGUUGUCAGCCACUUGAGAUGAAAUCACCGGUGUGGCGUGCCGAUGCCAUCUGAGGAGAGGGAGGGGACGUUCUCAGCAGGGAUCACUGUGUACCCGGGGGAGUUUCAGCCCGGCUCCUGCUGCGUUGCUGUGAUACUCAUCGUGUGAGGCGAGCAGCCCUGACUGGAAGGAUGGCAUUCCUGAGCCGUGGUUACCAUGGCAGCAGCAGCAGAGACUUUGAUGGACGGGACUGGGACGCACACAUGCAAGUGUCUGCUGUAUCUAGAUGAGACAACAAUAGGGGUGAUCUGUUGUGUGUGUGCUUUCAGUGUUUCAGUGCAAUGACGAAGCAAGUUUGACUUUUAGAGUUUAGAUUUUUUUUUCUAAUGUUUUGUAUUUAUUUUCACUGUGGUUCACUUUGUGGUUCACUUUAAUCGCACCUUCAUUUGAUUGAUGACACAUUGGUGGCUUCAAGUUAAAAAAAAAAAAUCAACACAACCUUUACUUUAAAACAUCUCCGAUUAGUGACAUUAAAAGUUUAAAGAUGUCGUAUUUUCUGAUGAAUAUUGAGAAUAUUUAAAAUUUUAAUGAGAAUAUUUUAAUUUUUAAGAAUAAAAGUGUUUUAUUUUUUACUUAAAUUGUAACAAAUGUGGUUCAGACGAGUGAAGCUUGGAUGUUACUGGUGCUUUAAUGGCUUGAUUUAAAGCCUUACGAGGACAUUAGAUGUAAUCAUUUCAGUGACGUCAGAUGACGCACAGACUCUCCUGGGGUAGCUGAUAAUCAUCAUUUUUCUAACAGUUAACGCUUCAAGGAGGAAUUACAUUCUCAACAGACACACUAAAAUCACAUGUUUAAUCACUCUGCAGGCCCCGUGUAUGAGCUCAGGGGCUGUGGAGGUAAGAAACGCAGAACUCGGUGACCUAUUCUGUCUGCACACAUCUUUGUAAUAAACACCUUUGUCCUACCAAAACUGCUUUUUGUUCACAUUUGUGAUAAUGAAGAGAACACCACAGCUGUAAAACAAAGAAAUAAACAGGUUUAAAAAAAACUGUUUCUACACUGUAUUGACAACUUCCUAAUAAACACUUUUCAGUCCUGUUUAU
This is a messenger RNA of Epinephelus lanceolatus (giant grouper), 5273 nucleotides long. It is a transcript of the gene rgl3b, whose product is annotated as ral guanine nucleotide dissociation stimulator-like 3b. Gene Ontology annotation, cellular component: plasma membrane. Lineage: Eukaryota; Metazoa; Chordata; Actinopteri; Perciformes; Serranidae. Gene Ontology annotation, molecular function: guanyl-nucleotide exchange factor activity. Gene Ontology annotation, biological process: Ras protein signal transduction. The record is from RefSeq and is a predicted model, not a curated record.